Messenger RNA from Aspergillus alliaceus, 995 nucleotides. RefSeq names its product DUF218 domain protein. Lineage: Eukaryota; Fungi; Ascomycota; Eurotiomycetes; Eurotiales; Aspergillaceae. Gene Ontology annotation, cellular component: cytoplasm. The record is from RefSeq and is a predicted model, not a curated record. Bases 82 to 924 code for a protein of 280 amino acids. The transcript is spliced from 5 exons.
CACUCAUACUGUAACAUUUUUGGUGAUCACUUUCCCAAGCUUCCCAGCCUCAGUAGUGUACUGUGAAGAAAGCUUCACUCCAUGCAUUACCUUGAUGUCCCUCCUCGAAAUAGCAAAAUCAUGUCAAUUCUAACAGCAUCGAACCAAAAAACGCUUUGCAGCCAUCUGAUCAUCGUCUGCUGCCACGCCAUAUACCGGGGUGGACCAACUCACGGCAUCUCCGAGGAUGAAUGGCUGAUAGAACCUUUCCAAAAGGGAGAAACCCCUACAUUCACAGCUCAUAUCAGGGCUGGACUUGAAGCCUUGUCGAAUGACCCGUCUGCGUUGCUUGUAUUCUCAGGAGGCGCUACCAAAAGAAACAUCACCGAUUUAACAGAGGGCGAAUCCUAUCUGAAUCUCGCCAGAGAAAACCAAUACUUCUCCUACCACAUCCCACCUGCACAGAUCAUACCCGAAACACACGCCACGGACUCUUACCAAAACGUGCUCUUUUCUCUACUGCGAUUUAAACAGUAUACGGGCGCCUAUCCGUCCCGAGUGACGGUUGUGACCCAUGAGUUUAAGCGGAGACGGUUCAUGGAGUAUCAUUUUCCGGCUGUUGGGUUGGCUGCUGUUGGGCGGGAGCUUGAAGGUAAGGCUAGAGUGGGUGUUAUUGGGAUUAAUCCUCCUGAAGAUGUGACGCCGGAGGCUUCGUUAAUUGAGGGAGAAGAGAAGCGGGGGAUUGGGUUGUGGACGAGGGAUCGAUAUGGUGUUUUAGCGGAAUUGGCGGAGAAGAGGGCUAAGAGGGGCUGGGUUCGUGGGAUGGAGAGGGGUCUUUUUGUUAAUGUGGGCUUGGAGCCGGUAGUUGAGGAGUUGGUUCGGUGGGAUGGUGGACGGGAUGGGAAUGAGUGGUUUCUUAAGAUGGAGCAAUUGCCCUGGUAUUAGGUAUGGAACUGAAUGUCAUUACUGAUAUGCUCCCGAUUGUAAAAACAUGAAACAAGAGAAGCCCCGAAAAU